Messenger RNA from Rubroshorea leprosula, 648 nucleotides. Lineage: Eukaryota; Viridiplantae; Streptophyta; Magnoliopsida; Malvales; Dipterocarpaceae. The record is from the annotation of a GenBank genome assembly.
GACCCCAAACCUAUCCCUUCCGGCACUCAUUACCACCUUUUCACCAACGGCUCAGCAAUCGGCUUCAAGUGACUCAAGUCUCAAAUUGGCAUCCUAUUCUCCCUACUUCCAGAAGGUGACGUUUCGUUGUCUCUUGAUUACAAUGUGAAAAAUCCUACACCAGGUUCGAUCCGUGGCAGGAAGGCACCGCAGAAGAAGGGAGGUAAAACGAGGAGGAAGGUUGGGAUGGUGAACGGAAGCCUGAGUGUGGUGUGCCAGAUUCGCCAUCCGCGCUCUUGUGGCGCACAAGUGCGUGAAGAUCCUUGCAGGUGUUCUUCGAGUUGAGAACGCUGGUAAUGGGGAGACUUAGGCCGUUGUUCUUUGAUUUGCCGUGUUCUUCGAGUUCUUCGAGUUGAGAUCGCCAAAUCACAGCCAUUGUUCUUUGAUAUGCCGUGUCCUCUCCGGCUUGCAUCGCCAUGGUUCCUCCUCCGCGGCUUGCAUCGGCCAUGGUUCCUCCUCCGCCUCCUUCUUCUCUGUGGAUCGCCACCUCAAAGAUUCUUGCAAAGCUCGAUGAGUCGGGUGGUGUUAUUGAUGAGAUUAAUUGGCGGGGAAUGGGGAUCCCCCAUUCCUCGUGAGGAACGGGGAUGGGGGGGGCAAAAUCUGCCCCUC